AGUCAUCGGUCACACUGGCAGCCAGCAGCACAAUAAAUUUUUUGUUUUCUCAACCGAUUGCGACGAAAAUCCCGAUAUCCAGAGCAGAUAAACGAUGCUGCAGCGCUAGGCCGUUAAAUCGAAGUAAAUUGACGUUUCGGGAAAUGUUGGAUACCUUAAGGACCCCGAGAAUCACACGAAAUCAAAAGGCUGCUCACCUGCCAGUGUGUGCGUGUGUACAUGAGUGAGAGUGUGCCGUCGCAGUGUGCGUGUGUUUGUGUAAAAAUGAAAAUCAGUCAAAUUUGUUUGUCGUUCUACGUCUUUUAGGCAUUUAGGCGACCAGCCAGACUUUUACACAUUUCUACAAAUAUUCCAAAACUGGGAGGGAUUAUUCUGGGGCACAUAACACGCCACGCACCACAUACAACACCUGCCCACAUAAGAACGAUCCAACCAGGCAACCAGCCCGCGGAAUAUAAAAUUCAUUUGGAUUCGCAAGGCAUUUGGAACCGCCUGCUAUGCUGUUUCAUCUUCGCUCCUUUGUUCGCCAGAAAACAACGACAAACACCUGCUGAAAACUGUAGAUCGCUAACAACCCAGAGAUCCGAGAACUUCAUUCACAGAAGCAAAAGCCCCAGUCGAAAACAGAAACCCGCUUCAAGAUGGCCAUACCGCCACCACCGGGACCACCGCCGCCGCCAGGACCUCCACCGCCUCCGGCGAUGGGUGGUCUCAAAUUGGGCGGCGGAGGAGGAGGAGGGGCAGACAUGCGAUCCGCCCUGCUCAGCUCGAUCCAGAAGGGAACCAAGCUGAAGAAGACCACCACGGUGGACAAGAGUGGACCGGCGUUGUCUGGCAAGGUUUGUGGGGCAGAUGGCGGCGGAGGAGUUGGCGCCAAGCGGACCCUUAACAACAACAACAACACCAGUACCAGCAACCACAACAAUAGCGGCAGCGGCAACAGCAAUGGCCUUGGCAAUGGAACCCCCAAACUGGGAGGCCUGUUCGAAGGCCUCUCGCAAAUGCCAAAGCUGAAGCCCGUGAACGGCAUUCGCGCAGCACCAUCCAGCGGUUUAGCAGCGGCGACGGCAACAACGACAUCGAGGUCCACAACGAACUCGGCGGCCCAGCAGCGGAGCAACAGCCCGCCGGCCGCGGCGACCGCCUCGAAUGCCAGCAGCGGACCCCUGGACUUCAACACGGAGCUCACCAAGCAUUUAACGCUGAAGCGCCAGAAACAGCAGCAGAAUCAGCCACAGCCGCCGGCAAGCAACACACAUAUCAACGCAACAGAAGCAAAUCUGAGAACAAAUCGGGGACCACCACCACAACCGCCGAAGCCAGCCAGCUCGAGUGAUUCGAUCUUGGAGCGCAUGAACAUCCCCCGCACAGCGCCGACGCCCCCCUUCGCCGCCAGUUCGAGUGUCAAAGCGGCAUCGCCCACGCUCUCGGAUAGCGGCAGCAGCGGGAGUGGAAGCGGUAGUGGGAGUGGAGGUGGAAGCGUCAAGAGCAAGGCGGCCAACCUGAAUAUCUCGUUAGGCAAUAGUUUUGUAAAUAGUUCAAAGACAACCACGAGUGCCUCGACCACGUCGCUGAACUCCAGUCAAACGUCAUCGACGGGAUCGCUGCGCAGUCUGGCGCCCAACAAGUCCACAUUGUUCGGCGGCAGCGGUGGUUCUAGUUCCGGAUCAGUUUCUGGUGGUGGUGGUUAUGCAACCGUGCAGAAGUCCUCACCGCCCUCGACGGCCGACAGCACGCCAUCGGUCACGCCCACACCGCCCAUGAAGCCGGCCAUCAGCUUUGGCAAACCCAAUUUCGCCCCGAAGCCACCGGGUCUGAACCAACUGGCGCUGGCCAACGGACAGCAGCGGCCGGCGGUGACCAGGCACCACAGCAUGAAGUCGCCCAGAUCACCGCCCGCUGCUGGCAGCCUCAACGGUCCCGUGUUCCCCACCCAGCAGCACUUGGGCACCCUGCGUGGCCCACUGCAGUUGCACAGCGGCGAGUCCGGCGGCCACAACACCAGCGCCGGCAGCAUGCGAUGUGCCCCCAACCCGCCAAAGUCUCGCCCAUCGGUUAAACCCCCGCCACCGCCCACGCCGGCCCGCAGCUUCUCCAACAGCAACCUAAACAACAUCGGCGGAUCGGCGCCGUUCAGUGCGGUGAACACGACUCUCGUCCAGAGCUCGGCCAUGACCACGCAGGCCCCGUCGCCGCCCAUCACGCAGCCGCCCUCCUCCUCCAGCAGCAGCAGCAGCGUGGCCGCCCUCCGCGACCAGUUCCGCGGUGGCGCAGCCAUGUCCAAUGGGGCACCAUCGCCACCACUUCCGCCGACGCCCGCGCCCGCCCCCACCUCCAGCUCAUCCUCAGCCACCGCCAGUCCCAAGUCGCUGCUGCGCGACAAUGUCAAACCAAUUAUCCUCAACGGAGGUCCUCUCAAUCCGCCAGCGCCGCCACCGCAUCGCAGCUGCCCACCUCCGCCGCCUCCACAGCGACAGUCGAGCAAUGGUGGCUCCGGAUCGGGAUCAGCGCCAGUGCCACCGCAGCGACACUCCUCCAUUAGGCCCAACGCCCCAUCGACGCCACCCACGCACAUGGCCAACUCUUCGCAUCAGUUUGGCAGCAGCUCGGGAUUGUCGUCGGGAUCCGGUUCAGGUUCGGGAUCAGGAUCGGGAGCAGCAGGAGCUGGAGCAGGGGCCAGCGUGGGUCGCCUGGUCAACGACUUGGAGACGAAGUUUGGCAAGCGAUUCCACAACGUCACCGAGUUUCCCAAGCCGCCGCCGUUUCUAAGCAUACACAAAGUGUAUCCUAGUCGCACGUUUAAGGCCACCAACGCGCCCGGAAACAGCAAUGUGAACAACAACAACACCGCGGUGGCCAGCAACAAUAAUGCGACAACGAAUCCCAAUCCCAAUCCUGGAGGUUCGGGAGGAGGAGCAGCUCCUCCAGUGCUGAAGCCGGCCUAUGCACCACUGAAGAAGCACCGGGCUCCGGCACCACCGCCUCAAGCGGGCGUGGCAGCCGCAACGGUGUCCGUUAUCCGGCAGUCGAGUUUCCUCUACGGCGGAGCAGCAGGUGGUUCCGGUGGCUCCUCUGGCCUACGACCACAAUCCCAGCCGGCGGGUAUCGGACCACGUAACUCCACCGUCUACUGAUCCGAACGAGGCGGCUAAUAAACACAGGCCAGUGUGUUUGAUUUGUAUAUAAGUGUGCAAGUGGAGAGUGUUGUGUUGCGUUGUGUGCGGGUGUGUUAUGUGCCACAGGCAAUUGUUCAAAAGUGCUUAGAAUAAACCGAACAUAAUGGCACACUGAAAAUGCGAAGGAAAAGCUUGUUGAAGUCAAAGGCAGGCUUAAUCAAUAAAAAAAAACCCCAAAAUUCGUUAGCGUCUUCCCAGGCUGCAAUUAAAUAGUUAAAGCAGACAGUGAAUUAUAAACCCCAAUCAAAAAUUGUAUAUAGAACUAGCACCGAGUUAGUGAAAUUAUCAACAGCAUCUAUACCUUUUGUACGCGGGUGUAAAUGAUUGUAUGAUUAAUUUUAGGGGCGCGCCUCUUUGCAUAAAUAUCUUACUAGACUGAACAUGUUAAAAAGCCCAACAGCAACAAUUAAUUAAUGUAAUUAUAUACGAUAUUUAGCAUCGAUUAAUGUACGACUUAAUCCCCUAGAGCAAUACACACACACACACACAAGAGAAAUAUGUUAACAAUGCAUAUUAAUAUUGAAGCACAACCGAGAGCAUUUCAACAAAACUCGCUACAUUCCAUUUUUCGAUUUCUCGAUUUCUUGAGUUCAAUUUGCAAUACGAGAGUUCGUGUGAUAAUCUCCAGAAUAUUAGGGUAUUUAUCUGUCAUCUGUGGUUCGGUAAACGUUUGUUAAACUCUUUUUUGGACGAGAUGACUAUUGGAAGUGGAAUAUAAUACACACACAUUAAUAUUAUUGUUCUUAUUAUUAAAUUCAAUCAUUGUUGUUGGACUUGGUGUCAUUAGAAGUAUUAUUCAGCAAUUGCAUAACAUUUUAUUCCGAGUCAAAACCAUUGCAGUUAUAAAUAAAAUUACAAAGU
Drosophila elegans is the source of this 4037-nucleotide messenger RNA. It is a transcript of the gene Vrp1, whose product is annotated as WAS/WASL-interacting protein family member 1. The transcript has 9 exons. NCBI's taxonomy places the organism in Eukaryota, Metazoa, Arthropoda, Insecta, Diptera, Drosophilidae. Gene Ontology annotation, molecular function: actin binding. The coding region runs from base 642 to 3134 and encodes 830 amino acids. The record is from RefSeq and is a predicted model, not a curated record.